Dromiciops gliroides (monito del monte) is the source of this 927-nucleotide messenger RNA. RefSeq names its product HORMA domain containing 2 (gene HORMAD2). The transcript is spliced from 11 exons. Lineage: Eukaryota; Metazoa; Chordata; Mammalia; Microbiotheria; Microbiotheriidae. The record is from RefSeq and is a predicted model, not a curated record. Bases 1 to 927 code for a protein of 308 amino acids.
AUGGCCACUGCUCAGCUCUCCCACUCCAUUGAAAGCUACAAAGCCACCAAGGAAACAGCUCUGUUCCCAGCUCAAAUCACCACCAAGCAUGAUUCUCUGGUAUUGGUGAAGAAGCUGUUAGCCACUUCUGUCUCGUGUAUCACCUACCUGCGGGGGCUGUUUCCUGAGAGUUCUUAUGGAACCCACUAUUUAGACGACCUUAGUUUAAAAAUCCUUCGAGAAGAUAAGAAAUGCCCUGCGUCUCUGCAGAUUAUCAAAUGGAUUCAAGGUUGUUUUGAUGCUUUGGAGAAGAAAUAUCUUCACAUGGCAGUACUUGCAAUUUAUACAAAUCCCAAGGAGCCAGAGAAAGUCACAGAGUUAUACCAGUUCAAAUUCCAGUACACAAAGGAAGGACCCAAAAUGAAUUUUGUCAGUCAUAGCACAAAUACCAGCUUUGAUAGUGGGACAAGAAGUGAAGAGAUCAAGAAAGCCUGCGUCCUCCUCAUCCGUAAGCUGUAUGUCCUGAUGCAGAAUCUCGGCCCUCUUCCCAAUGACAUCACAUUGACUAUGAAGCUCUACUACUACAACGAGGUAACACCUAACGAGUACCAGCCCCCUGGUUUCAAGGAAGGGCAAAGUGCCCAGAACCUUCUAUUUGAGGGAGAUCCCGUCAGCCUGAAGUUAGGCUUUGUUUCCACCAAUUUUCACAGUAUCAAAGUGAAAAUCAUUACGGAGAGCCAGAGGAUGAUAAAUAUGGGCAGCAAUCUGCUUCAGGAGAAUAGCAUCACUGAGAUCUCCCAUCAAGGUCUGGACUGUGAUGAAGAGGAAGAGGAAGGCAGCCAUAUCCGAAGGCUGGAAUUCGAAGACAGUCAGCCGAGUUCUGCACUUCCCAAGAAGAGAAGGAAGGUCAGCGAGCCAGUGCAAGUCCUCAUCCCAGACAGAAAGUGA